Cotesia congregata is the source of this 966-nucleotide messenger RNA. Lineage: Eukaryota; Metazoa; Arthropoda; Insecta; Hymenoptera; Braconidae. The record is from the annotation of a GenBank genome assembly.
AUGAAGAAAGAAAGAGAUGCUUUACAGGAUUUCCAAGUUCAACUAAUCCAUUCCGAUGGAUUAAUUGGACAAUUAUAUUUUUUCUCACUAGAACUGAAAACCGCUUUCGAUGCAUUCGACCACCAAAAAAAUAACACCAUCCAAACCUCAGACAUCGCUACAAUUGUAAACAUGAUGGGAAUAGAGUUAGAAAACCCUGCAGACUUAGACAACGCCAUCAUGGAAGUUGAUACCUUCGGAAGCGGGGAAGCUAAAUUCGAUGAUUUCUGCGCGAUAGUCGCAAGAUUUAUGGAAGAAGACGUCGAUGUUGAAACUUUGAAAACAGAAUUGAAAGAAGCCUUCCGGCUUUAUGAUCGUGAAGGAAACGGAUAUAUCACCACUGAAUGCUUCAGAGAAAUUCUCAGUGAAAUUGACGAAAAUCUGAAUGAUGACGAGCUUGACAUGAUGAUUGAAGAAAUUGAUGCUGACGUGAAAGGUGUUUAUGUAAAUUAUUUAUUUUUUCCACAGGAAGACUUGACUAAGGAUCAAAUUGUCCUAUUAAAAAAGGCGUUCGAUGCAUUCGACCACGAAAAAAAAGGAUGCAUCGGCACAGACAUGGUCGGAACAAUUUUAACGAUGUUGGGCCACGAGCUGAGUGAGAACACGCUUGCUGAGAUUAUCGCGGAGGUUGAUGAAGAUGGUUCCGGGGAGCUGGAAUUUGAGGAAUUUUGUACCUUGGCGGCUAGAUUUUUAGUAGAAGAGGACACCGAGGCAAUGCAACAAGAACUGCGCGAGGCAUUCCGGCUUUAUGACAAGGAGGGAAACGGUUACAUAACCACCGAGGUCUUUCGCGAUAUUCUCCACGAGCUCGAUGACAAAUUAACGAACGAGGAACUCGAUUUAAUGAUUGAAGAAAUAGACGCCGAUGGCUCGGGGACACUCGACUUCGAUGAGUUUAUGGAAGUGAUGACUGGAGGUGAUGACUAA